Benincasa hispida (wax gourd) is the source of this 3414-nucleotide messenger RNA. RefSeq names its product LRR receptor-like serine/threonine-protein kinase ERL1. Gene Ontology annotation, biological process: protein phosphorylation. The record is from RefSeq and is a predicted model, not a curated record. NCBI's taxonomy places the organism in Eukaryota, Viridiplantae, Streptophyta, Magnoliopsida, Cucurbitales, Cucurbitaceae. Gene Ontology annotation, molecular function: protein binding; ATP binding; protein kinase activity.
AACCCACUCUCGCCAAUGUCCAUCUCUCUCCUCAUAAAUUUCUCACAACAAAACUCUGUUCCUUUCUCUCUCUCACUCUGUUUCAUUUGCAUUUACUCUGCUCUGCCUUCUUACUCUUCCACUUCCCUUCUUCUGGGUUUCUUUCAGAAAUGAAGCUCAUCCCCUUCCUUCCAUGGCUGAACCUCCACAUGGCCUUCUUCUUCUUCUUCUUCUUCCUUGCUUCUUCUUCACUUCUUCAUUCAUCCCCUGUUUCUUCACUUCCCCACAAUGAAGGACGAGCACUUAUGUCAAUCAAGGCCUCGUUUAGCAAUGUAGCUAAUGUGUUGCUUGACUGGGAUGAUGAUCAUAACCACGAUUUCUGUUCAUGGCGUGGAGUUUUCUGCGACAAUGUUAGCCUUUCAGUUGCUGCUUUGAACUUGUCCAACUUGAAUCUGGGUGGGGAGAUUUCACCAUCCAUUGGAGAUUUGAGAAACUUACAGUCAAUUGACUUUCAAGGGAAUAAACUGACUGGCCAAAUCCCUGAUGAGAUUGGUAACUGUGGUCUUCUUGUCCAUCUGGACUUGUCUGAUAAUUUGCUCUAUGGAGACAUCCCCUUCACGGUUUCUAAGCUAAAGCAGCUCGAGUUUUUGAAUUUGAAGAACAAUCAGUUGACCGGUCCGAUCCCUUCGACCUUAACCCAGAUUCCCAAUCUAAAAACUCUUGAUCUUGCAAGAAACCAGCUUACUGGGGAGAUACCGAGAUUAAUCUAUUGGAAUGAAGUACUGCAAUAUCUUGGAUUACGGGGGAACUUUUUGACAGGGUCGUUGUCCUCCGAUAUGUGUCAAUUGACUGGCUUGUGGUAUUUUGAUGUAAGGGGAAACAAUCUGACCGGCACGAUACCUGAUAGCAUAGGAAACUGUACUAGUUUUGAAAUUCUGGAUAUAUCCUACAAUCAGAUCUCUGGAGAGAUUCCAUACAACAUUGGAUUUCUACAAGUGGCCACUUUAUCAUUACAGGGAAAUAGGUUGACUGGUAAGAUUCCUGAUGUCAUUGGAUUGAUGCAGGCCCUUGCCGUUCUGGAUUUGAGUGAGAAUGAGCUUGAAGGGCCAAUACCGCCAAUACUUGGGAACUUGUCCUACACAGGAAAAUUGUAUCUACAUGGAAACAAGUUGACUGGGCCAAUUCCUCCUGAGCUGGGCAAUAUGUCAAAGCUUAGUUACUUGCAACUAAAUGAUAAUCAAUUGGUCGGCACAAUUCCUUCUGAACUUGGGAAAUUGGAUCAGUUGUUUGAAUUAAAUCUUGCUAAUAAUUAUCUUGAAGGACCCAUCCCUCACAACAUCAGCUCUUGCACUGCAUUGAAUCAAUUCAAUGUGCAUGGAAACAAUCUUAAUGGAUCAAUCCCUUUGGGUUUCCAAGAUCUGGAGAGCUUGACCUAUUUGAACCUUUCUGCAAACAACUUCAAAGGCAGGAUUCCCAUUGAGCUGGGACGCAUAGUAAACCUCGAUACAUUGGAUCUAUCUUGCAAUUACUUCUUGGGUCCCGUUCCUGCUUCAAUUGGUGAUUUGGAACAUCUUCUUAGCCUCAAUUUGAGCAACAACCAACUUGUUGGGCCAUUGCCAGCAGAAUUUGGGAAUCUCCGAAGUGUUCAGACUAUUGAUAUGUCAUUCAACAACUUUUCCGGUAGCAUACCCAUGGAGUUGGGUCAACUGCAAAAUAUUAUCUCCCUAAUCUUGAACAACAACCAUCUUCAAGGGAAGAUACCUGAUCAGCUGACUAAUUGUUUUAGUCUUGCCAAUUUGAACUUGUCAUACAACAACUUAUCUGGUAUCUUACCUCCCAUGAAAAAUUUCUCUCGAUUCGAACCAAAUAGCUUUAUCGGGAAUCCACUGCUGUGUGGAAACUGGUUGGGAUCGAUCUGUGGGCCUUAUAUGGAAAAAUCUCGAGCAAUGUUGUCUCGGACAGUGGUUGUUUGUAUGACAUUUGGAUUCAUAAUAUUGUUGUCGAUGGUUAUAAUAGCCGUGUACAAGUCGAAUCCAUCAAAGCAAUUGGUUAAGGGUUCAAGCAAGACCGGCCAAGGUCCUCCAAAUCUUGUGGUACUUCAUAUGGAUAUGGCUAUUCACACCUUCGAGGACAUUAUGAGAAUGACUGAGAAUCUAAGCGAGAAGUACAUUAUUGGUUAUGGAGCUUCUAGCACUGUGUACAAAUGUUUACUGAAAAAUUCCCGACCUAUUGCAAUUAAGCGACUUUACAAUCACUACGCACACAAUUCACGGGAGUUUGAGACUGAACUCGAAACUGUUGGUCGUAUCAGACAUAGAAAUCUUGUUAGCCUUCAUGGUUAUUCAUUAUCACCCUGUGGGAAUCUCCUCUUCUAUGACUACAUGGAAAAUGGUUCACUUUGGGAUCUGCUUCAUGGGACAGGUAAGAAGGUUAAGCUGGAUUGGGAAGCACGUCUGAAGAUUGCGGUUGGAGCUGCGCAAGGGCUUGCAUAUCUUCACCAUGAUUGUAAUCCCCGAAUCAUUCACCGGGAUGUCAAGUCUUCAAAUAUUUUACUGGAUGAAAAUUUUGAGGCCCAUCUUUCUGAUUUUGGGAUUGCCAAAUGUAUCCCAACUGCCAAAACAUAUGCAUCGACUUAUGUGCUUGGGACAAUUGGCUACAUUGAUCCAGAGUAUGCCCGAACCUCCCGGCUUAACGAGAAGUCCGAUGUUUAUAGCUUUGGCAUUGUUCUUCUGGAACUACUGACUGGGAAGAAAGCUGUGGAUGAUGAGUCCAAUUUACAUCAGCUGAUAUUGUCCAAAACUGAUAACAAUACUGUGAUGGAAGCUGUCGAUCCUGAGGUUUCAGUCACCUGCAUCGAUUUAGCCCAUGUUCGAAAAACGUUCCUGCUUGCUCUCCUCUGCACAAAACACAAUCCCUCCGAACGUCCAACCAUGCAUGAAGUUGCACGAGUAUUGAUCUCCCUUCAGCCACCACCACCUACUAUGAAACAAACUUCAUUCCCAACGAAAACGUUGGAUUAUGCACAAUUUGUGAUUGAAAAGGGUCAGAAUCGAAACUUGAAAGGGCAGGAGGAGCAGCAUAAGUCAGAUGUGAAUACUUCGGAUGCUCGGUGGUUUGUUCGGUUUGGGGAAGUUAUAUCUGAACAACACAGUUUGAAUCAAUAACAGAUUAACCAUGCUCUUACAAAUGCAUACAGAAAGAAAGGGGGUUAUUAUGUGGUGGUAGGAAGGGGAUAGCAAAGACAGAAUGUGUAGUUUUUGUAGUUUGUUUUGUUUUCCAAAGCUGCAGUUUAGUUAUAUUUAGAUACUAAGCUUUUCUUUGUGCAGCUGUGAAAUGGUUUUGUGUAUUCAGCAGUAUAAUAUCAGAAAUAUGAAAUAUUUGUAUGAACAAAAUGAACUCCAUACACUUCAUGCAUUACAUUAUUUCCAAUUCGUA